Messenger RNA from Dicrocoelium dendriticum, 3213 nucleotides. The record is from the annotation of a GenBank genome assembly. NCBI's taxonomy places the organism in Eukaryota, Metazoa, Platyhelminthes, Trematoda, Plagiorchiida, Dicrocoeliidae.
GAGAUAAAACGACGUCACGAUGCAUUGUUUCAACCUGGUCUCGGAUGCUGCAACAUAGCUACUGCCUCAUUGAACCUUAAACCAGACGCCAAGCCAGUCUUUAGACCGAAACGCCCGGUGCCCUACGCAACCCAGUCUUUAGUGGAAGCCGAGUUAAAUCGACUACAAUCUGAAGGGAUAAUCGAACGAGUUCACUAUUCCGAAUGGGCAGCACCUAUCGUGGUGGUAAAGAAAGGAAACGGUAAAGUCCGUAUUUGUGCUGAUUUCUCGACAGGUUUGAAUUCUGUGUUGGAAGAUCAUCAGUAUCCCCUGCCGGUACCAGAAGACUUGUUCAGCAAACUCAAUGGGGGGAAAUGUUUCGCAAAACUUGACCUAGCUGAUGCGUAUUUGCAAAUCCCAGUUGCCCAUCAGUGCAGAACAUUGCUGACAGUAAAUACCCACCUCGGACUUUUUCAGUACAACCGGCUGCCGUUUGGAGUGAAAACCGCACCGGCCAUUUUUCAACAAAUAAUGGAUACCCUGCUGAGCGAUAUCCCAAAUACAGCAGUAUACCUGGACGACGCGCUGAUUAUGGGCUCAGAUCCGCAAGACUUGAUACAGACACUGGAGAGAGUGCUUUCGCGUCUUCAGGAAGCUGGAUUCCGAUUACGGGCUGAAAAAUGUGAGUUCCUAUUAGAAAGUGUCAAAUUUCUUGGGUUCAUCAUCGACAAACAUGGCCGGCGCCCGGAUCCCGCCAAUAUUGAAGCCAUCAAAAAGAUGAAGCCACCAGAAGACAUUGCAGAGCUCCGCUCUUUUCUUGGGCUCGUUAGCCAUUACAGUGCUUUCCUACCAAGCCUUCACCAAACCAGAGGACCGCUGAACCAGCUACUGAUAAAAGACAAGGAUUGGAAAUGGACGAAGGAGUGCCAGCAGUCUUUUGAUGCAGUCAAAGAAGCUCUCACUUCCGAUCUACUCUUGACUCACUUCAAUCCGAAUUUCAAAAUUGUCGUUGCUACGGAUGCUUCAAAUUAUGGUGUCGGUGCAGUUAUUUCCCACGUUUUUCCGCAUGGAGGAGAGAAGGCUAUCGCGCACGCAGCACGGUCACUAACGCCAGCUGAAAAGAACUAUAGCCAGAUAGAGAAGGAAGCGCUCGCGAUUGUUUUCGCAAUGAAACGGUUCCAUAAGAUGCUGUAUGGCAGACAUUUCACGCUCCUGACUGACCACAAGCCUCUUCUGUCGAUAUUCGGUUCAAAGAAAGGAAUUCCAGUUUUUACGGCAAACCGAUUGCAACGAUGGGCGACCAUACUACUGGCCUACGACUUCAGUAUACAGUAUAAACCGACGCAACUAAUCGGUCAAGCGGAUGCCCUGUCUCGUCUCAUCAGUUCACACCCAAAGGAGAAUGAUGAUUGUGUGAUUGCAGCUAUCAGUUUCGAAGCAGAAGUCCAACGAAUCCUGGCUGAUAAUGUGAGAAGACUACCAGUAACAGCCGACACUAUUCGUAUGGAGACAUCACGGGACAGAAUCUUGGAGAAAGCGAUGCACUGGGUACGAACAUGUUGGCCAAAUGGAGGCAUACCUAUGGAGUUGCGGCCGUUUUACCAUCGACGUGCAUCCCUGUCAGUCGUGGACAAUUGUCUGAUGUUUGGAGAUCGAGUGGUGGUGCCAAGGAAAUUGCAGAGGCAAAUAUUGCAGCAGUUCCACACGGGGCACCCUGGUACCAGCCGCAUGAAAGCCUUGGCACGCAGCUUUGUUUACUGGCCAGAAAUGGAUUCGGAAAUUGAAAAAUUCUGCCAACAGUGUGAAUCUUGUCAACUUGCAGCGAAGGCUCCUCCCAAGUGUCAGUGGCAACCUUGGCCUAAGGCAGAGAAACCGUGGCAACGAAUACACGUAGACUAUGCAGGACCGAUCAAUGGCCAAUCCUAUCUCGUUUUGGUUGACUCAUUCACCAAGUGGCCUGAUGUGAUUCCGGUAAACAAUCCGACUGCACAGCACACUAUCAACGAGCUGGAGAAGCUGUUCCGAUACUUCGGCCUGCCAGAGGUGUUAGUGACAGACAAUGGAACACAAUUUACCUCGACUUCUUUUCGCGAGUGGUGCAAAGAAAAGGGAAUUCAUCAGAUGUUCUCACCACCAUAUCAUCCUCAAUCAAACGGACAGGCGGAAAGGUUUGUGGACACGUUCAAACGUGCACUCUGUAAAGCAGGGCAAAAAAGGGCUUCACAGGAUGCAAUUCAAGCUUUUCUAUGCAUGUAUCGGAACGCUCCGAAUCCAAACUCCCCUGAUGGGAAAGCCCCCACAGAAGUACUAUUUGGAAGAAAGAUCCGGACGUUGUUUGAUAAUCUUUUACCAAGAAGAAUAGAAAAGCACGGCAACAGUCACCAGGAGGAAGAUUGCAAGAUCAAGCUCCGUAACUUCAAUGUUGGUGACAUGGUCUACGCCCGGGAUUUUCGAAGGCCGAAGGGGUGGUCUAGUGGAACGGUUAUCGGAAGGAAAGGCAGAGUUAUCUACGAGGUGAUGGUUGGACGUGAGAGAUGGAUUAGGCACAUCAAUCAGCUGAGACCGAAUCAUGGCAAAACCCAAGGUCCUCAGGAACCACCAGCUUUACAUUGGGACAUCCUACUAGACACGUUCGGGUUGGAAGCUGAAUGUCAGCAACCAGGUGAGACGAAACAAAUGCCGCAGAAAUCAGAUGCACCAUGCAGGCCGGCGCGGAAGCGGAGAAGGCCACAACGGCUGCAAAUCAAUCCCCGGGCGAAAAGCUACGAACACACUCAGGUUCGAAGGGUGUGCAGGCUGACUCAAUUCGGAAGGGGAGGUGACAGUUGGACGAGAAAGCUGAGAGCCGACGCUCGCGCGUUUACCACCAAGCGUGCUUGGGAAGGACUCUACGAGCGUGUUACCAGGGCCCAGCCGAAAUCUGAUCAGACACCAGGCGUGUUGCCAAGGCCAGACCGGAAGCUGAUGAAAUCACGCGUCAGACAUCACGUGCGUUGCCAUGCGCCGGGUAGGCGAACGAAGACUGUAGUACCCGAGCAACACGGUGAAUCGGACAGAUGCAGCGGACAAGUAGGUGUGCAGCGUGGGCUUAGAGCCAAAUCCGCCUGGUGAUAGUGACAUAUAAAUAUGACCGUUCUUUGCCUUAAUACAACUCUGGUCUGCUGAGUAGUCUUCUGUCUUCGUUCCGGUCGGGUUUGCCAAGGCGUAAAUCAGAGCACGCGUGAAGGCGCAGAU